GCUCUCCAUUCAGUGCCCUUCGCGCUGCGCUCAGCUCGUUGUCGCCGCGGUCGCGUCCUCGGAAUGUCCCCGAGCGGAGCUCCCGCCGCUGGCAGUCGCAGCUCGUAGGCGGGCUGGGGAAGCCCUUUCUUUUCCGUGCGUCCGGGAUGGCGGGUGCGUGACCCGGAGUGAGGACUGAGGAGCAGACUCGUGGGACAGCCGGCUCGCAAGGCAAAGUCAGCCAGGAGGUAGCCUCGCCAUGGAAGCGCAGACGGCAGCCGCGGCCGCGGGAUCGGCGGCUCCUCCUGGCCCCGGCGCGGCGGCCCCCUCGGAGCCCUCCAAGGAUACGGACCGCCAGCUGCGCCUUCGCCUCUGCGUCCUCAACGAGAUCCUGGGCACGGAGCGGGACUACGUGGGCACCCUGCGCUUCCUGCAGUCGGCGUUUCUGCACCGAAUUAGACAGAAUGCCGUGGACAAAGCUGAGAAGUACAUAACAGAAGAAAAUGUCAAGAUUUUAUUUUCCAACCUAGAAGAUAUUCUUGGUGUUCACAAGGACUUCCUGGCUUCCCUGGAAUAUUGUUUACAGCCAGAACCUCAGUCGCAGCAUGAACUAGGAGAUGUUUUCUUAAAAUUUAAAGACAAGUUCUUUGUAUAUGAGGAAUAUUGCAGCAACCAUGAAAAAGCACUCAGGCUCUUGAUGGAACUGAACAAGAUCCCACCAGUGAGAGCAUUCCUAUUGAGUUGCAUGCUUUUAGGAGGCAGAAAGACGACAGACAUUCCACUGGAAGGUUACCUGCUCACUCCAAUCCAGCGAAUUUGCAAAUAUCCACUUCUCCUGAAGGAACUGGCCAAGAGAACACCCACUAAACACCCAGAUUACCAAGCAGUCCACAAUGCAUUGCAGGCAAUGAAGACGGUGUGCACCAAUAUCAAUGAGACCAAGAGGCAGAUGGAGAAGCUGGAGGCCCUUGAGCAACUACAGUCUCACAUUGAAGGAUGGGAGGGAUCUAACUUGACAGACAUCUGCACCCAGCUCCUGCUCCAAGGUACCUUGUUAAAAAUCUCAGCAGGAAACAUCCAGGAGAGAACAUUCUUUCUUUUCGACAACCUUCUGGUCUACUGCAAGCGGAAAUCCAGAGUUGCUGGGAAAAAGACAUCUAAGCGCACCAAGUCGAUCAAUGGAUCCCUUUACAUCUUCAGGGGCCGAAUAAACACCGAAGUCAUGGAGGUUGAGAAUGUAGAAGAUGGGACAGCAGAUUACCACAGCAACGGUUAUACGGUGACAAAUGGGUGGAAGAUUCACAACACUGCCAAAAACAAAUGGUUUGUCUGUAUGGCCAAGACAGCCGAGGAUAAGCAGAAAUGGCUGGAUGCUAUUAUCAAGGAACGGGAACAGAGAGAAAGUCUGAAGUUAGGCAUGGAGCGGGAUGCGUAUGUCAUGAUCGCCGAGAAAGGGGAGAAGCUGUAUCACAUGAUGGCGAACAAGAAAGUGAACCUUAUCAAAGACAGGAGGAGAAAAUUAAGCACUGUUCCCAAGUGCUUUCUUGGCAAUGACUUUGUAUCUUGGCUCAUUGAAAUCGGAGAGAUAAGCAAACCAGAGGAAGGGGUCAACCUGGGACAAGCUCUGUUGGAGAAUGGCAUCAUUCAUCAUGUUUCAGAUAAGCACCAGUUCAAGAAUGAGCAAGUGAUGUACAGGUUUCGUUAUGAUGAUGGGACUUACAAACCCAGGAGUGAAUUGGAAGAUAUCAUGUCUAAGGGUGUGAGGCUCUACUGCCGGCUGCACAGUCUUUACACUCCAGUGAUAAAAGACCGAGACUACCACUUGAAAACUUACAAGUCAGUGAUCCCAGCAAGUAAGCUAGUGGAUUGGCUGAUUGCUCAGGGAGACUGUCAGACGAGGGAGGAAGCUGUCGCAAUGGGUGUUGGACUCUGCAACAAUGGCUUCAUGCACCAUGUACUGGAGAAGAGUGAAUUCAAAGACGAGUCUCAGUAUUUCCGGUUUCAUGCUGAUGAGGAGAUGGAAGGUACCAGUUCCAAGAGCAAACCCUUACGAAAUGACUUCAAGCUCAUUGAAAACAUUUUAGCGAAAAGCUUGCUGGUUUUGCCAGAAGAGGAUGACUAUGGCUUUGACAUUGAAGAAAAAAAUAAAGCCAUCGUGGUGAAGUCUGUUCGUCGAGGGUCACAUGCAGAGAUGGCUGGCUUGCAGGUUGGAAGGAAAAUCUAUUCUAUUAAUGAAGACCUGGUAUUCCUGCGUCCAUUCCAAGAGGUGGAGACUCUCUUGAACCAGUCCUUCUGCUCUCGGAGGCCUCUUCGGCUUCUUGUGGCAACCAAGUCUAAAGAGAUUAUCAAAAUCCCGGAUUGCAGUGAAACAUUGUGCUUCCAAAUUCGGGGAGUAGCACCACCGUAUGUCCAUGCUGUGGGUCGAGGCUCAGAAGCUGCGGCUGUGGGGCUUCACCCAGGGCAGUGUGUUUUGAAAGUGAAUGGUAAUAAUGUGAUGAAUGAAAAUUACACGGAGGUUCUGGAGCACUUUACAGCCUACAGGAACAGGCAGCAAGAAUUUCUGGGUUUGUACCAGUGGGUUUACCGAACUCAUGAAGAUGCUGAAGAGGACAGAGCUCAGCAGUCAGACACUUCCAACUCAUACCUAAAUGGAAGUCAUUCUGAGUCUUGCAAAGGAAGCCUCUCAAUUGAAGAAAAUGCAGACCUCGAUCCUCUUAACAGCAGCCAAGAAGAAGAAGGUUUGUCCCUCCAGAAUUUUGGCCCUCCUCUGAUCAUCAGAGAAGACACUCCUCUCAUCAGCUUAACAGUGGACAAUGUUCACCUGGAGCAUGGUGUCGUGUACGAAUACGUCAGCACUGCUGGGAUCAGAUGUUUUGUCCUGGAGAAGACUGUUGAGCCAAGGGGGUCCUUCAGUCUCACUGCAAAGAUUUUAGAGGCCUUUGCUAUCGACGACACUUGCUUUGUGAGGAACUGCAGGAGGCUCAUGUCCCUCAGCAGUGCUGUGGUUCGGACCAUGCCCCAGUAUGAAUUCCGGCAGAUUUGUGACACAAAAUUGGAGAGUAUCAGCAGAAGGAUUGCCUGCUAUGAAGAGUUUUCAGAUGAGUUGAAAACGAAGGUGAGCCCAUCCUUCAAGCAAGCCACAAUGGACCCUCACCCCCUGAAGAGUAUGGAUUUCUGCCCCACCAACUGCCACAUUAACCGCAUGGAAGUGUCAUACCCCAAAAACACUACCUCAAUGGCAAGGUCGUUCAGCAUUCGCAUUGGACGGAAGCCUUCUAUUAUUGGCCUUGAUCCAGAACAAGGAAGCCUAAAUCCAGUCUCAUACACCCAGCACUGCAUAACCACCAUGGCUGCACCAUCAUGGAGGUGUUUAACUUCAGAAAAUGGGGAUUGCAACUUACAAGGAGAAUAUGAUGGUUGCUACAACCAAGAGAAUGGAGGAACCACUCAGGAGGAAAGGGGACUUAGCUUUCUGCUGAAGCAAGAAGAUCGAGAGAUACAGGACUCUUAUUUGCAGCUCUUCAACAAACUGGAUAUAGCAGUUAAGGAAAUGAAGCAAUACGUCUUUCAGAUAAAUAAGCUUUUGUCUACCAUAACUGAACCCACAACAGCUGGACCAUGUGAGCCACCUUACACAGAGGAGACACCCCCAACAUCCUUGGUAUCAGAGGACGGUGAUAUUGACAGAGUGGAGCAUGGGAUGAAAAAAGUUUGUUUCAAAGUAUCUGAGGAGGACCAGGAAGAUUCAGGGCAUGAUACAAUGAGCUACAGAGACUCCUACAGUGAGUGUAAUAGCAACAGAGACUCGGUGCUUUCCUACACCAGUGUGAGAAGUAACAGCUCUUACUUGGGUAGCGAUGAGAUGGGAUCAGGCGAUGAACUUCCCAGUGACAUGAGAAUACCUUCGGAUAAACAAGACAAGCUUCACGGCUGCCUUGAGCAUCUUUUUAACCAGGUGGAUGCUAUCAAUGCCCUUCUCAAAGGACCAGUAAUAAGCAAGGCUUUUGAAGAAACCAAGCAUUUUCCAAUGGACCACAGUUUGCAAGAAUUUAAACAGAAAGAAGAAACCACAAUUCGGAGCAGGAAUAAGAUUCAAAUCAGCAUCCAAGAAGAUCCCUGGAACCUUCCGCUCCGCAUCAAGAACCUUGUCGAGACCAUACAAAAAUAUGUGGAAGAUGGGAAAAAUCAGCUGCUUUUGGCCUUGCUGAAAUGCACAGACACAGAAUUGCAGCUGAGGAGAGAUGCCAUCUUCUGCCAGGCUCUGGUGGCUGCCGUUUGCACCUUCUCUGAGCAGUUACUAGGUGCUCUCAACUAUAGAUACAAUAACAACGGGGAGUACGAAGAGAGCAGCAGGGAAGCCAGCAAGAAGUGGCUCGAGCAGAUAGCAGCUACUGGGGUGUUGCUCAACUAUCAUUCCUUGCUCUCCCCCAGCAUGAAAGAGGAGCGGACCAUGUUGGAAGAUAUCCAGGCCACCCUCUCAGAGCUGGACAAGGUCGCCUUUUUUUUCAAGCAGCUGGAUGAGUGUUUUGUAGCAAAUACUCAUGUCUUCUAUCAUGUCGAAGGAAAUCGGCAGGUUUUGAAGGUGAUUUUUUAUCUGGACAGUUACUACUUUUCCAGACUACCUUCUCGGUUUCAGAACGGGGGAAGCCUGAAGCUGCAUGCGGUGCUCUUUACAAAAGGCCUUGAAAACCUGGAAGGCCAGUCCCAGCCAGAUGGCUCUUCAGAAGAGCUUCAGCAGCAAAUCAAUUCCGCCUCUCUUGUGAAGGUGCAACAGUAUUAUCGCAAACUCAGGACGUUUUACCUUGAGAGAUCCAACUUGCCCACAGAUUCCAAUACCACAGCAGUGAAGAUUGACCAGCUUAUUCGUCCUAUUAAUGCCAUGGAAGAGCUGUGCAGACUGAUGAAGACUUUUGUCAGUACAAAAGUCCCUUAUGUAUCAGGAGCUGGCUUGCUACCUAUAUCCUCCGAAUUCUGUUAUCGUCUUGGAGCCUGCCAGAUUGUCAUGUGUGGCACCGGAAUGCAAAGGAGUACAUUGAGUGUCUCCUUGGAGCAAGCAGCUAUCUUGGCUCGAAGUCAUGGACUCUUACCCAAGUGUAUCAUGCAGGCAACAGAUAUAAUGAGAAAACAAGGACCAAGGGUUGAAAUAUCUGCAAAAAAUCUGAAAGUGAUGGAUCAGAUGCCACAGUCUGCACCCCGAAUCUACAGGUUGUGUCAGCCACCCACAGAUGGAGACUUAUAAAAGUGGAAAAAACGCCUUGUCCCAGAAUCACAGAAGUGUUCAGCAGAGAGGGAUGUUGCCUAAGCACUGAUCCUAUCUUAUGCCAAUGGCGCUGAGUCCAGAAGAGAGAGGACAGUACUGUGUUUUGCACUUCCAGGCAAUCCAGUGCACUAAAAAAAUUGCGUUUUCAUUUCUCUCCAGCCGAAUUACGUGGGCAGGCAUGGUUACCCUCUUUGAGUUUGCUGCAGAAGUUUUCAAAAACAAACCCCUUGGAGUUUGACUCAUGGAACCAUGUUCUUCCCAGUGCCAGGCAAGAACAGGAAGGACAUGGCAGAAAAAACUGCAGUGGAAGGACCUGUGUGGACUUCAAGUUAUGGAUGGGCAAAGCAAAUCUAAGGUGAAGCACAGCUGCCUAUUGCGGUAUUUGGAACAUUCAUUGUGUUGGCCAGUGAUAAGAGCCUCACAAAUAAGAGCCUCACAAACACUCCUUUUAAAAUAUACUGACUUGCACUUUGGAAUUGUGAAUAUAGCACACAUCUCUGGUUUAUUCAGAUUUCUCCUGGAGCCAUUUUCCACUUCAACCCAAUAUGAACCAAACUCUACUCUACCGAGUGUACAUUCCGUAGGACUUUCUACAUGGACUUCUUUUUAACUUUUACUGUAAAGUUCAGGGUUUGCAAUUAACGGUUUUUACUAAUGGUCCAUUAUGUAUUCUGGAAAUACAGUAAUAUUUUACAAAGGAGAUUAACAAUGAAGGAUUUUUUUUUUUUUAAGAAAAGACUUCUGAAAUGGGAAACAAAACACAGCUGUGUGCUCUAAUAAUUUGAACAGAUAACAGUUUUUAAAACAAGGACAGAACUAUACUUAUUUAUGUGGAUUGGAAUAUCUGUUUUUGAACCUGUUACUAGCUAUAGACAAGGUUUAAAUAAAAAAAGUAUUUGUUUCAAAUGGGGCCAAGAUGCUGACAGAUACGCAGUAGAUCCCAGGUCACUGAAAAUAAUGUUACGUUAUUUAAAACCUUUCAGUAUUUAAGUAGUCUUUAAUACAUGGUUUUUUAAUUAAAAAAAACAGAUUACAGUGUAUUAUAAGUUAAAAGAAAACAUGGUUGUAUGUAUAUAUAAUGUACUUGAUUAUUUCCCCCCGUUUUAGAAAUGUUUUCUGUUUGAUCAGUAUUAUCACUAGCAUGGUAAUUUGUUUCCAAAUUACUAGCUGCAAUGUAAUGAAAAAUAUCAGCAAUCUCAGGCCAGAAAUGACAUUAUUUUGGAGUGAGUGCCUUAAAGGAUUUAUCCAUGUUGAUCAAGAGACAAACGACUAAGACACACAAAAAUGAAACUAACAUUGUUCUUUAUCAUAAUAGACUAAAGCCAUAGUCUCUUCUAAAAUGCUUAUUGUUGGACAUGUAUAGAGGUUCUUUAGAGUGACUUCAGUAUCUAGCAUAUGGAAGAGGGUAUUUUGGUAUUGGCUACAAAAGGGCAUUUAGUAAACUCCAAUGUUUCUUAACAAUCCAACCCUUCAUCUCUUGUAUUACAUUAAAAAUGGUCUGUUCCCA
Hemicordylus capensis (graceful crag lizard) is the source of this 6746-nucleotide messenger RNA. RefSeq names its product phosphatidylinositol-3,4,5-trisphosphate dependent Rac exchange factor 1 (gene PREX1). NCBI's taxonomy places the organism in Eukaryota, Metazoa, Chordata, Lepidosauria, Squamata, Cordylidae. Gene Ontology annotation, biological process: intracellular signal transduction. Gene Ontology annotation, molecular function: protein binding; guanyl-nucleotide exchange factor activity. The record is from RefSeq and is a predicted model, not a curated record. Bases 239 to 5218 code for a protein of 1659 amino acids. The transcript has 40 exons.